AACGUACCGCGCCCGACGUGCCACAAAACCCAAAACAGUGUGCACAGCUGCUAGCUUAAACGAGCAUUGGAAAAGAAAAGGCGGAGGGCCCUCAGUUAAUGAACUAAUAUUAUUAAAGGUUGUUUAAAAAAACCGUGGCGCUUUAUCUCGGUGUGACCCCUUUGCCUCUUGUGUCAUUGAGGUUCGGCUGCGGUUGUCUCAUGGUUUCGCCGAACACUCACUGAAAGCCAGGUGGAGGUCGGUUGGAUGCACGUGGCCGCCGGACGAGAGGCGCCAUGAGUGCGGAGUUGGACGCGCUGACGGUGGUCAACCAGCUGCGGGACCUGGCCGCGGACCCCCUCAACCGCAGGGCCAUAGUAGAGGAUCAGGGAUGCUUACCGGGGCUCAUCCUUUUCCUGGACCACCCUAACCCGCAGGUGGUCUACUCUGCACUGCUAGCUGUGCGCUACCUGGCAGAAUGUCGAGCCAACAGGGAGAAGAUGAAGGGCGAGCUGGGCAUGAUGCUGAGCUUGCAGAAUGUCAUGCAGAAGAGCGCGUCGCCCGGGGAAACCAAACUGUUGGCCUCUGAGAUCUACGAGAUCUUUCAGUCUGCAGGCAAGGAAGAAGCCGAGCAGGCCGAAGCGGCCGCCGCCUCCUGUCGACGUAAAGCUCAGUUCUUCCUGGGCUCCAACAACAAGAGGGCCAAGACUGUAGUGUUGCACAUUGACGGACUGGACGAUUCCACUCGUAGGAGCCUGUGCGAGGAGGCCUUGCUGAAGAUCCGAGGAGUCAUCAGCUUUACGUUCCAGAUGGCUGUCAAGAGAUGCGUUGUUAGGAUCCGGUCUGACCUCAAAGCUGACGCAUUGGGCACAGCCAUCAACUCUACUAAAGUGAUGAAAGCUCAACAGGUUUUGAGGACGGACGACGGAGGGGAGCUGAUCAUGCCAUUCCAGGAAGAGGGCGAAGGCGCGUCAGCGGUGGAAGAAAACACGGACAUCCCGGACUACCUGCCAGAAGAGGAGAGUCCAUCGCAGGACCCGGACAAGGCGGUGACGCGCGUGGGUUCUGUCACGGACGGAAUAGGCUGGCUCAACACGGCCGCCAACUUCCUGACUCGCUCCUUCUAUUGGUGACCCGAGCCGGUCAGGCCGUGGGGGGUGGGCUUAGCCUGGACUUGAAACAAAACACACACACAAAUACAAAGUUAUACAGCGUGUGUAUAUAACCAGUGUACACUAGUAACUGUAUAUCCCUACACUAGAGGACUUGAAAUCAGCUGACACCAAGGACGCUCGUUCCGAUACGUUGGGAGAUGAUUUUUCUGCAUGAUUUAUUUUUUCCCCAUUUCAAGAAUAUUUCUCAUACUAAUAUUUUGCGAUUCAUGUUUUUGUCUUUAAUUUUUAGCAUGCAUUAGUGCCAAUCUUACCCCCAAUCUUUCGUGUGCCUUUUUUUGAUUAUUGUAAUUAUUAUUUAUUCAUCUUCAGAGCGUCCCUGGAGAAUGCUGAACACAUGGAUUUUUUUCCCUUCGGGGGCCAUUUUUCUUAUUGCGAUUUAAUGAUGUUAAAAAAAAGAAGAAAAUGUUUGAAUUGUUAUGAAAAUUUAGGCGUUAAAUAAUUUAGAGGUCACUUCCACAAAACUCAAAACAAAAAUUCAAACAAAUUUUUUUUUUUUUUUUUUUUUUUUUUUUUUUUUUUUUUAGUGUUUAAAUGUUUAAAGUAAAUAAUUACAGUACUUAAUGAUGGAACAUUUUUGUUACAUUUAUUUAACUUUCAGAAUGUUUUAGCGCUCCUUAUUUAGGCAUAAUAAACACAUUAAAAAUGAAUAGGCGUUGGGCUUCAUUCAUUUUUUUUUAACAUUUAAAAAAUAUAAAAUCAAGUUAAACAGUACAAGUGAGUUUUUUUUUUUUUUUUUUAGCGAAAACCAUAAUAAAUAGAUAUCACAGACAAUAAUUUGGGGAAUUAAAUGGCCCCUGACAGGAAAAAAGUCCCCCCAUCCCUGCAAUAGCACCCCUUAACAACACACAAGUAUGUUCCCACAUGUACAUUUUGUAAAUGGUGCUUGACCCCCACCCCAACAAUCAUAAAACAUUAGUCACUUUUGUGUGGUUUGUUUUUGCGCGACUAACUCCACAAAAACGGAAUCUCUGCUGCCGAAAGUGCUUACCUCACAUCCCAGGUUGACUUGUUAUCUUCCCCGGCAUUAUGUCUCUCAUAAUUAACGUCCUGUACACAGCAACGCUACGCCGUGCAGUGCUGACGAGGCCACUUGUCUCGUCUCUUGUUAGUCCAAGUCGAAAAGCGGCGGCGUGACCUAAAUCUGGCGGCGGUGGCUACUUUCUGGUGAAGCAAUAACACUUUUUUUUUUAAUCAUUGCAUUGCUAUUACCAGUAUUCAUGUUUUGUUUGUUUUAGCAUUAGUACGACUCACAUGUACAGAUAUCCACCUGUGUACUACACUGUAAUGCUCAUUCCCAUCAAAUGAUGAUAAAAUUGAAAGUCAACAAUGGUGGUU
Molecule: messenger RNA, 2489 nt
Organism: Corythoichthys intestinalis (scribbled pipefish)
Lineage: Eukaryota; Metazoa; Chordata; Actinopteri; Syngnathiformes; Syngnathidae
Gene: armc1
Product: armadillo repeat containing 1
Exons: 7
Coding region: 276-1112 (278 amino acids)
Molecular function (GO): metal ion binding; protein binding
Source: RefSeq, a predicted model, not a curated record